CUAAAUAUUUAUAACCCUCAGAAUCGCAUUCGUCUUCAUCUUUCUUCACUGCUUUUCAUAUUCUCACACAAGUAUCGUUUCUUCACUGCUUUUUGUCUUUUAGGCUGAUUUGUACGAGAGAUUUUUUCUUUUUUGAUGGGUGUGGUUGAUACUGAAUCGAUGGAACCAUUUGGGGUUGAAACUGGUUUAGCUGAAAAUGUUAAGGAAGUUGUUAAGAGUAGUGUUUUUGAGACCGAGGUUUUGAUUUUGAAGGAGAAUGAUUCUCAGGUUGUGGCUGAUUCUGAGGUGAAUAAUGGGGUGUCUUCUUUGUUGAAAGCGGGAGAAAACGAUGGAAGCGUCGUUUGUGAGAAAAUCAAUUGUGAGGGGAAAGUCAAAGAAGGUGAUGAAAAAAUUCAGACUGUGGAGAUAAGCGAGAAUACUGAUAUUGAAGUGAACGGGAAGGAGAACGAGGAGGGGAAAAAAGAUGAAAAAAUUGCGACUGUUGAGGUUCCAAUUGUGGAAACAAGCGAGAACAUUGAUGUUGAAAUGAAUGAGGAGAGUGAAGAGGUGAAAAAAGAUCAAAAUUGUGAUGGGAAGAUUGAGUCUGUUGAUGUACCAGCAGUGGAGGCAAGUGAGAGCAUCGAUGUUGAAAUGUUUGAGAAGGAGAGCGCGGAAGGAAACAAGGAUGAAAAUUCUGAUGGGAAGAUUGAGACUAUUGAGGAUCCAAUAGUGGAGGCUAGUGAGAGCAUGGAUGUUGAAGUUGAGGAUUUGAUCGAUGAAAGGUGUGACUUUUCUGUUGGUGAUUUUGUUUGGGGAAAGAUUAAGAGUCAUCUGUGGUGGCCAGGUCGGGUUUAUGAUCCGUCUGAUGCGCCGGAACUUGCUUUAAAGCUGAAACAAAAGAAUAGACUCUUGGUAGCUUACUUUGAUGGAACAUUUGCUUGGUGCCAUCCGUCACAAUUGAAGCCUUUUAAGGAUAAUUUUGAUAAUAUGGUGAGACAAGGUAGUUCCAAACCUUUUACCUAUGUUGUUCAAGAAGCUGUAAAUGAGGUUGGAAGGGUUCUGGUUACAAAGUUGAGUCGUUCGUUUGCUGUGGUGGGGGAGACUAAGUCUGAAUUCGCUCCAAUGUUGGCUAAAAAUUCAGGAAUCAAGGAAGGUGUUUUUGUGCCUGAUAGUGGCAUAGAGAACAUUUUGGCGGUUACACUUGAACCGGCUGAGUUACUUUCUCAAGUGAAACAAAUUGCUGAAGUUAUUGAUAUUGCUAGUGUUCUGGAGCUGGAAAUAUUGAAGGCUCGGCUUUCAGCUUUUUAUCUCUCAAAAGGAGGAUAUAAGUUACCUUGUUAUGAGCAUCCCAAACGGGUUCUCGGACUUGAAGAUAUAGAUGAUUUCAACGAUGCAGUUGAAGCACCUUCCCAAGGGCCGUUUGAAGAGGACUACUCUACACUGCCAUUGACCCCGAAAUCAAGUUCAGGAAGUAGACCGAACGGUAGAAGAAAGCAGAAAAGCAUCGCUGACAUUAUGGGGGAGCAUAAAGAUGUUGAUGCAAGAGAUAAGGAAUGGGAUGCAAGUGAUGAUGAAGUUCUGGUUGCAAUUAAGUCAAGGGGUAGGAAAAAGAAAAAAGACAACGACGAUGCAGGGACAUCUGAACCAGUUCAGAAGAGAAAAGAGUUGCUUGUAGGUACUGAUACACAGACUGUAAGAGGUGGAAAAGAAAGCUGUGAGGACAAGGAAAACAGUUACGGGGGCAAAUCGCAGCAUUCAGAUGAGGAAAAAGAAGCUUUUGGCAAUGAAAACAUCAGCGGUAGGAGUAUGGAGGAAAACGAUGAAGGGAAACCAAAAGAACCAAAUGAAAAGGGCUUUUUGUCAAGAGAAAGGAAGAAAAGCAAGUAUCUGUCGCCUCCUUUCACUACUUCAAUCAGAGACUUUGUGAAGGGAAGAGGUUCUGGCUCGCUUUCUCCUCGAGUUUCAAAGUAUAACAUUGAGGUAUUUCAAGAGUUGGAACUUUUGGUUAGCUUGAAUCACCAAACACCAGAUGAUGAGAAAGAGACCCUUGACGAUUUGAUCGAUGAAAGGCGUGAGAUUUCUGUUGGCGAAUUUGUUUGGGGAAAGAUUAAGAGUCGUCUGUGGUGGCCAGGUUGGGUUUAUGAUCCGUCUGAUGCAUCGGAACUUGCUUUAAAGCUGAAACAAGAAUAGGCUCUUGGUAGCUUACUUUGAUGGAACAUUUGCUUGGUGCCAUCCGUCACAAUUGAAGCCUUUAAGGAUAAUUUUGAUGAUAUGGUGGGACAAGGUAGUUCCAAAACUCUUACCUAUGCUGUUCAAGAAGCUGUAAAUGAGGUUGGAAGGGUUCUGGUUACGAAGUUGUGUCGUUCGUUUGCUGUGGUGGGGGAGACUAAGUCUGAAUUCGCUCCAAUGUUGGCGAAAAAUUUGUUAGAUUGAUGGAAUAAAACACAACCGUAUACAUUUUAUUGUAUUUCAUUACUUAUCCUCAUUUUACUUACCCUUUAAUUUGGAUGGAACGAGAAUUAAUCCCAAUUAACUAGUUUGUUUAAUUAAUAAAUUACAAAUGCAUCCUUGUAUUAGGCCUCAA
Messenger RNA from Medicago truncatula (barrel medic), 2563 nucleotides. RefSeq lists its product as uncharacterized. The transcript has 3 exons. The record is from RefSeq and is a predicted model, not a curated record. NCBI's taxonomy places the organism in Eukaryota, Viridiplantae, Streptophyta, Magnoliopsida, Fabales, Fabaceae. The coding region runs from base 136 to 2169 and encodes 677 amino acids.